This is a messenger RNA of Saccharomycopsis crataegensis, 1284 nucleotides long. It is a transcript of the gene PTC1, whose product is annotated as type 2C protein phosphatase PTC1. Gene Ontology annotation, biological process: protein dephosphorylation. The record is from RefSeq and is a predicted model, not a curated record. The transcript has a single exon. Gene Ontology annotation, molecular function: cation binding; protein serine/threonine phosphatase activity. Lineage: Eukaryota; Fungi; Ascomycota; Saccharomycetes; Ascoideales; Saccharomycopsidaceae. The coding region runs from base 1 to 1284 and encodes 427 amino acids.
AUGUCAGAAGACCUUAGCGCCCCUCCUAAAAGCGAAAAUAUAUUGGGGAAAAUCUUCCACAAGAAACAUGACACCCUGUCAUCGGAAACUGCCCGAUCUCAACAACCACAGACAGAUAAUCCUCAAGAACAACGAGAAUCAAAAAAAUUAGACCAGCAAAAAGAUAGUGACGAGGCUCAAAUGAGUUAUAAAUUAUCAUAUACCGUAGGGGUUUCAGAGAACAAAAACUCAAAGUACAGAUUAACUAUGGAAGACGUUCACACUUAUGUCGCCAACUUUGUCGAAAGAUUGGAUUGGGGCUAUUUCGCAGUGUUUGAUGGUCAUGCUGGGAAAAGUAGUGCCAAAUGGUGCGGCCAAAACUUACACUUGUUGUUGGAGAAAGAAUUGCUCAGUAAUGAACAAAAACAACAGCAGAGAGCCAAGUGGAAAUCAAGAGACGGUAUGACACAAGAAGACGCAAUAACCACUGUCGAUAGUACACAGGGAUUCACCGACCAAGAAACCGAAGAAUAUGAUAAAGACGUUAGAGAUUGUUUGGACAGUUGUUUCCAACAAGCUGAUAAGUUGAUUUCACAAUCCACAAAUAAUAUAGGUACAAGCGGGUGUACUGCCGCGGUGGCGAUAAUGCGCUGGGAAUUAGAUGACGAAUACCAAGAUAAGGUGCACUCUGCCACGACAAAUAAUUAUAAAAGCAAGGACUAUCUUCCAGAAGAUGUUGAUCCUGACAAAGAAUCCAAAAGCAACGCCAGUGAUGGCAUCAACCGGAAAUCGUUCAUCAAUCAAAACGUCAAGGAAAUGCAAGAGUUGUUUGACUUUUUACCGUCUGCCAACCAUAAGCGGAUGUUGUACACCGCCAAUGUCGGUGAUUCCAGACUCGUACUAUGCCGAUCUGGUUAUGCUAUUCGAUUAUCUUAUGACCAUAAGGGCAGUGAUGUCAAUGAAGGAAAUAGAAUCAUCCAGGCGGGUGGUCUCAUAAUGAAGAAUCGGGUGAACGGGGUGCUUGCAAUUACCAGAUCAUUAGGUGACACAUAUUUAAAAAACCUUAUUAUCGGUAGACCUUACACCACCGCCAUUGAAAUUAAUGAACAUGAUGAAUUUUUGAUUUUGGCUUGUGAUGGGUUGUGGGAUGUUUUAUCAGAUCAAGAAGCCGUGGACUUGAUCCGAGAAGAACCCGAUCCAAAUAAACAAUCAAAGAUUUUGGUAGACCAUGCAAUGAAGAAUUUAAGCACCGAUAAUAUAACGGUGAUGGUUAUACGAUUUGAUAAAAAAAUAUUUACAAAGUAA